ACGAAACCCCCUCUUUGGAGAAGCGGGCUACAGGAAAUUGACUUGAGCACAGGAACUUGCUAAUCACUUUUGUCACAUUCGGAUUGUUCCUGCCGCCUCAGUCACCUCGCUGCACACUAAGCCUGACCAGCUCAGGUUGGAUUCUCUACCAGCCUAACUUCACGCUUUCAGUUCUUCCAGCAUGAAGCAGUCAUAAUCUCGAGGAGCGGAACGCCAAUCCUGGAAGGAAAUCACCACACUGACAAGACUUCGGUUGCUUUUGUUUUGACAGAGCUGUGCCCAGUAAAUUUGACUUCCGGAGUCAGUCAUUUUGGUGUGUUCUUCUACGACAGUUGGAGACGAGGCUUUGGAAGUUUUCCAGGUCACUGCUGCCUCUCUCUUGGAUGGACAGGGAGAAAUAACACCUGCAGAUUGCUGCCAGACGUCCUGAGAACACAAGCCCGCCUGGUCUUUGGUCCCCUUGCCGAAUGGUGUUUGCCGCAGUAGCCCACUGAGGGCUCUUUUCCUGGGGAUUCUGGACCUGGGUGCAGGACUCCUGUCUGGGAAGAUGCUGAGUUCCAUCAAGUGUGUGUUGGUGGGCGACAGUGCUGUGGGGAAAACCUCACUGUUGGUGCGCUUCACCUCUGAGACCUUCCCCGAGGCCUACAAGCCCACGGUGUAUGAGAACACAGGUGUGGAUGUCUUCAUGGAUGGCAUCCAGAUCAGCCUGGGCCUCUGGGACACAGCCGGCAAUGACGCCUUCAGAAGCAUCCGCCCCCUGUCCUACCAGCAGGCUGAUGUGGUGCUGAUGUGCUACUCCGUGGCCAACCAUAACUCAUUCCUGAACUUGAAGAACAAGUGGAUUGGUGAAAUCAGGAGCAACCUUCCCUGUACCCCGGUGCUGGUGGUGGCCACCCAGACUGACCAGCGGGAGGUGGGGCCUCACAGGGCCUCCUGCAUCAAUGCCAUAGAUGGGAAGAAACUGGCCCAGGAUGUGCGAGCCAAGGGCUACCUGGAGUGCUCGGCCCUUAGCAACCGGGGCGUGCAGCAGGUGUUUGAGUGUGCUGUCCGGACUGCCGUCAACCAGGCCAGGAGACGAAACCGAAGGAAGUUCUUCUCCAUCAACGAGUGCAAGAUCUUCUAAACCCCAGGACACUUCACCCGACACUCAGGAACACAUGCCAAAGAACAAUGGGAGGAGGGAAGCAGGCAAGAUGGGAAGGUUGGUGCUCUUUCUAGGCACAUCCCAAGCAGCCCUUCCUGUUGGACACAGCUGUUGAGACUGGGCCAGUGGAUGUUUUCACUAAAUAUAAAUGAACUCCCCGCAAAAUAUACUCAGAGGAACCCCUUGGGCUGUAAUGGAUAGCUCGUUUUCAAUUAAAAAAUUAAAAUGACCUCCAUAAUUUUGGACAAUGAAGUGAGUUUUCCAAGUAUUCCAUAUUUAAAGACACACUUUAUUUAAAUAAUAGCAAAGUCUACAGCUCUUGUACAUAAUUGGUUUUCACACUUGGAAAGUCUUUUCCUACGUACUCACAAACUGCUAUAUGAGUGAAAUAACCUCGUGGGGCUUUGCCAUAUGUUUAUAGGGUUAUUAUUUUUGCCAAAACCGGUAGUUCUGUCAAAAUCUCUUGCCUGCUGGAAUUUUCUAGGUAAUUGAAUUUUGAAAUGACCAUAAACUGAUCCUUGCAAUUCAUUUUCCACUUACAUUUUAUUUAGAGUUGUAUAUAAGAUACAGUUCCAUAAACAUAUUUCCAUACUGACUAAGGAUUUUCAACAGUUACCACCACAUUUCUCUGUAAUUAUAAAAAAGCAUUUCUUACUUGUGAACUUCUUUUUAAAGAACCCCAGUUAUGCACUAAGUUUUCCUCAAUUGUUCACCAGGUCCCACGGCAGGGAAAUGCUUCUGGCAGGGAACCACACUGCUCAGUGGCAGUAGGACGUGGAACAGGAGCGAGCACUCAUGCUCCCUUCAGGGACCUCGGCUCAUUGCCUGUCACUUCUGACGCAGUGCCUCUGAAUGGUUGCAGGUCUUAUGGAAGAGGGCAGGCGUAAAGUUCUGCUUGGUGGCUCAUUUGACAAACGUGUUCUCCAACUCUGGCUGGCAUGACAACAUAUUUUAUAAAUUUUAGCAUCUAAUUCUGAAUAAUUGAGAAAGCACCUAUAUAUGUGUGUGUGCAAGGGGAAAAAGGUAGAAUUUAUAACUUUUACUGUUCCUUGAAUAUAAGUUCUUGAUGAAAAAUCAAAGCCAAAUAAACCCCAAGCAGAGUUGUGUAGACUUUGCUCAGGUAACAAAAGUUACCAGGGAUAAUACUAAAUAAAUAGGGACAAACACACACACUCUCCUAAAGCCCCAUUUUAUCUAAUAGCUUAAAAGCACUGAUGUUGCUCAUCUGUUAAAAUUGAGAACAGAGUCUAUGUAACUUAAAGAAAUUGUGAAGAUAUAUAACUUACUAUACCCAGAUAUACCCUUUUCUGCCCCCAUCAAAUACAACUGAGAGUCACCUGAACCACAUUUAUGGUAGUACUUAUUUACGUGCAGUACCUCAUGUUCUGGUGUAACAGGUAAGGCAGCUAGCAUGAGUAACAAUGAUCAGAAUUAUGCUGGUAUUGCCAAACCCAUUUUUCAGAUUCCUUAUUUGGCCAGUUCUUUAUAGCUGUAAUCAGUGUCAAAAAUCAAACCUGCUCUCACCUCACACUGCUUUUGCCUCCUCUAUCUCCUCUCACCCACGUCCAGUAAAAGGCCUGGGACCUGGAUCUUAGUCUGUGGUGGGAGGGUUGCCUCAGUUCUUUGGGAUUAAGGGUCUACCUUCAUCCCUCCAGUCCUGUGGCCUGUUCUUGCCUCUGCGUCACCUGUGUGGUUCCAUGGUGGAAGCAGAGGAGGAAGGGCAGGCCAGGGGGUCACAAAUGGCUUUGCUAUUACCUAGUCGAGGACACACAGAUGAGACCUGUGCCUACUGACUGGAGCCAAGCUCACAGGCUCUGGGAACCCUCACAUCUGAGACGAGGACUCUAUGCAUGACCCUCCUCAGUGGGAAGCUGGUAGAAAUUAAGCCAGUCGGUGUCUGUCAUCCCUGCUGAGUUAUAUGUUCUUGAAGGCAGGGCCGCCUCCUUUCAUCUCAGUGUCCCCAGGGGCUCACAUAGGGAAGGAACAGUAGCUAAAUUCAGUUGUAUUGAAUUGAACUGGAGAAAGACAAAAAUUGGGCUUCUGUACCAUAGAGGGGUAAUGAGAAGGACACAGACCCUCACCAUCCUCUAAGGGGUGAGAAGUGAAAAUAGGUCAUUUGGGUGAAUCCAUGUUAACGCAUGUUCUACAUGAGUGUGUAUUUAUUUUUGCUGACCUGGAUGAAGGCAUAUGUUUCUUACACUUCAAUACUCGUGGUCCCUUUUUGUAGAUUAUUAUUAUGUCUAUUCUUUACCAUUGCAAAUGGGAAAAUUGAAUAUGCUCUUGUUUACAUUAAAGAGUUGAUUUGAGUGGUCAAGAAACUCAUCCUUGUCUCAUUCAUUCGGGCUGCUAUAAUGAAAUACCAUAUAUGGUGUGGUUUAAACUACAGAAGUUUUUGCCUUAUAGUUUGGAGGCUAGGGAGUCUGAGAUCAGGUGCCAGUACGGCCGGGUUCUGGUGAGGCCCAUGCUCCUGGUUUGCAGAUGGUGGUCUUCUUGCUGUGUUCCCACAUGGAGAGGAUAGAUCACCUCUCCUCUCUCUUAUAAGAGCACUAAAGUCCCGCCUCCUAAUGUCAUCACAUUGGCGAUUGGGCUUCAACAAAGGAAUUUUGG
Molecule: messenger RNA, 3751 nt
Organism: Sciurus carolinensis (gray squirrel)
Lineage: Eukaryota; Metazoa; Chordata; Mammalia; Rodentia; Sciuridae
Gene: Rhoh
Product: ras homolog family member H
Exons: 2
Coding region: 548-1123 (191 amino acids)
Biological process (GO): small GTPase-mediated signal transduction
Molecular function (GO): GTPase activity; GTP binding
Source: RefSeq, a predicted model, not a curated record